AGGGCACCCGCGGUCCUUCCCUGCGGCUACUGCUGGCGCCCUCCCGCCGGACAUGCCGUUCGUAGAGCUGGACACGAACCUGCCCGCCGACCGCGUGCCCGCGGGGCUGGAGAAGCGGCUGGGCGCGGCCACUGCCGCCAUUCUGAGCAAACCCGAGGACCGCGUGAGCGUGACGGUGCGGCCGGGCCUGACCAUGGUGCGGGGCGGCUCCACGGAGCCCUGCGCGCAGCUGUGCGUCUCCUCCAUUGGCGUGGUGGGCACCGCCGAGCAGAACCACGGCCACAGCGCGCGCUUCUUCGAGUUCCUCACCAAGGAGCUGGCCCUGGGCCAGGACAGGAUAUCUAUUCACUUUUACCCCCUGGAGCCUUGGCAAGUUGGCAGACAAGGGACAGUCAUGACAUUCUUAUGAUUGGCACGGAGAGAUCCAGGACAGCUGUGAGCUGGCUGCCUUUUCCAGAGCUGCCCCCUGAUGGGGUGGGGGUCUGGGGAUGCCAGCUUUGAGAGCACCCCCCACCCAGGCAGCCCUGCCUGUGACCUCACCCUCCUGACAAAUAAACGAAGAGAGAGCCUCAUGGUUCA
Messenger RNA from Lepus europaeus (European hare), 579 nucleotides. Its product is annotated as D-dopachrome decarboxylase-like. The record is from RefSeq and is a predicted model, not a curated record. The transcript is spliced from 3 exons. Bases 53 to 409 code for a protein of 118 amino acids. NCBI's taxonomy places the organism in Eukaryota, Metazoa, Chordata, Mammalia, Lagomorpha, Leporidae. Gene Ontology annotation, molecular function: phenylpyruvate tautomerase activity.